AUGAUGUUCUCUGCUGGUGACCACGCCCGCCUCACUCACAAAAUGAGCUUCGACCACCUUGCGCCCGGGCACAACGAGCCCUAUCUGAGGAACUCUUGGCCCCCCCGCGGGCCAUACUUCCCUCAUCCUGACCUCGACAUGCCAUCGCAGGCGGCAGAGGUACAGCGCACGUUCCCCGGGGACGGUACAGCUGCCGUCGGGCUUUCCUUGUUCGACGUUCCCGCGGAGGAUGCCAACCACGACACUGCCGCCAAUUUCCAGAGCGCUACCACACCAAGCACCUCUCGCGAGACCGAAGAGCGCAACGAGCUCCUGCGCCUCAUAGCCGACUGGCAUGCCGAAAGCAUCGUCCCCGCCCCGCCUGCACCUGUUCCCGCUCCCGCGUCGUCGUCGCUGCCAGGACCACGCUCUCUGGAUGCGACCAACAUUGACCGGUAUAUGUGGUCGACAGCAACCCGGUGCCCGGAGUCCAUACAGCGCGCGCACGCCGCUGGCCGCGCACAAAGCCCCGCUUCAACGAUGUCGGGUAUCCCAUUCGAUCGCGCGCCUUUCAUGCCAUCUCCUCGUUAUAUGCCUCCUUCGCCGGCGAUGUCCGCGAGCGCUAUUGACGAAGCCGACCACGACGCCGAGCCAUCUGGCGCGCCCACCUCUCCUGUCAACGCGAAUGCGACCACUCCAAACACGUAUCCUCCGACUGUCGUCCUGGUCCCCGAAGCGCUUCCGAGCGACAUACUGCCUCCCGCGCCGCGCCACCUCAAGCGCAUGCGCUCUCUCACCUCCUCCCCCGACGUCGAUCAGCCAACGCCCCGCCGCCAGCGCAUCAGCUCGCCGGGAGGAAGCCUCUUCUCCGGCACGCCGUCCGUCAAGGGCACGCUCGUCGACGAGAGCGGAGAGGAUGGGUGGAAAGGCGAGGCGUUGGGUCUGACGUUCGACGACGACAAGGAGAAGAAGAAGAUCAAGGGCAUUGUGUUGCUUGAUCAGAGUGGAUGGGACGCUCUGCAGAUUGGCGAGCGCAAGACCGAGGAGGAUGAAGAGGCUGAUGAGGCGGAGGCGGCUACUGAGGUGGUUGAGAGCGUUGAGGGUGCGCAGGUUUGGGUCGAGGUUGAGGAUGUGCAGGACGCUGGCGUGCAGGAGGAAGACACAAGCUCGACGACGUCUGGGGAGGAUGGUAUGACGAGGUGUAUACGCCGCUGCCUGUCGAAGAUGACUCGCUCGCCGCCGACGCUCGGGGACGAAGAUCUCGAGCGAAUCAGAGCUGAUAUUGCAGCGAGGUUUCCGGAUGCAGCCGCUCGCUCAAGGACGCUCACUUAUGAUGAUCUUGAGCGCAUCAGCGCUGACAUUGAUGCGCGCCGUGUGCGCGGCGGCUUGCCGGAGGAGGACACCCGCUCGACGACGCUCAGUGACGAUGAUCUUGGACGGCUCUACGCUGGCAUGAAAGCGAGGCGUCUUCGUUACGGCUUGCCGGAGGAUAGUAUUCUCUCUCGGCCGCUCAGUGACGAAGAUCUUGAGCGGAUCAGCGCUGAUAUCGAAGCGCGCCGUGUGCGCAACGGCUUUCCGAAGGAGGACGCUCGCCCGCCGCUCGGGGUGGACGAUCUUGAACGGAUCAGCGCUGACAUUAUGGCGAGGGAGGCCGAGAAUCGCGAGUUCUACCGGUGGUUGCAGACCAAGCUGCAGCAGAGCGGGUGGAUGCACAUGCUGAGGGAGCUCUUCGACAGGGAGAGGGAAGAAGUCGAGCCCAUGAUCAUCUACCGGACGCACGACGAUGAGGUCGACCCGGCCUUCGUCGACCCCGACAACGCGCUCUUCGGCUCCUUGACCUUCGAAGAGGCCGUUCCUCCGGAGAGCACCUGGGGCGAGAGCCCCGAGACGCGGCGCGCGGGCGUCGCGAUGAUCUACCGCAACAUGACGGCGUUUGGGAAUAUGGAUCUGCUUUGGUUCCACAUGAUGCUUGGUUGCGAGGAGGGUUGGUGCCCUUGCGGCGCUUGA
This is a messenger RNA of Peniophora sp. CBMAI 1063, 1986 nucleotides long. The record is from the annotation of a GenBank genome assembly. Lineage: Eukaryota; Fungi; Basidiomycota; Agaricomycetes; Russulales; Peniophoraceae.